Molecule: messenger RNA, 1548 nt
Organism: Theileria annulata
Lineage: Eukaryota; Apicomplexa; Aconoidasida; Piroplasmida; Theileriidae
Exons: 5
Coding region: 1-1548 (515 amino acids)
Biological process (GO): mRNA cis splicing, via spliceosome
Cellular component (GO): spliceosomal complex; cytoplasm
Molecular function (GO): protein binding
Source: RefSeq, a predicted model, not a curated record
AUGGAUGGUAGCUCCAACCCAAAAACUGAGAAUAAAUACCAUCAAAAAUUAUCGCAUUUGUCAAAUGAGGAAGAUUCCUGUGAUUUCAAUUCAAAAAGGCCCAGAGAAGAGGAUAUUGAAAGAUUAAGAGAUACCAGAACCAAGCUUUUACAAAAACAUUUCGGCUAUACCGAUGACCAAAAUCCCUUUGGGGACGAAGAACUCACUGAACCAUUUGUUUGGGAGAAGAAUGAGAAGUUCCAUUCCUUAGAAGAAGAUUUAAGAUCUGAACAGCCUGACAAAUCAGUACAAUCAAAAGUGGUAAGUCUUUAUUAUGUUAUUAAAGUUCAGAAUGAGUUGAAACAACUAAAGCAAAGACGCCAACAAUAUGAGAAGGAAAAAUCUAGACAAACUGAAUCCAAAUUAGUUAAUAGUAAAGGUGAUAAUGAUGAAGCCUACAGGGAAUGGGAGGCAAAAGGAGUUGAAUUUGAUUUAAAGCAGACAGUGGCAAAACCACUAAUGCGUUUUAAACAAGGGAGACCUAAAUUGAUUGACAAAUUGGUUCUUAUGGUAGACCCAGAUUUCACUGAAUCAUUUCCCGAAACAUUUGAACCUAAUAAUCUAUUUAAAAAUCUCACUGAUGAUGACGUAUCUGAGUCAAUACAAAUUCUAAAUGCUUAUAUUGAACUGGAUAAGAUUCCAGAAUAUUCAGAGUAUUUCAAGAAUUUAAUCGUCAUAGCUAAGGAUCCCAGAGAAAAAAAUUACGAAAUGAGUGGAGUUACACAAAUGGUGGCAGAGAAAAUUGAUGAAAUCUUGUCAAAAAAGUCAAUUUCCGAAUUGAAUGUUUUCGAGAAACAAAUACAAAAAAAGCUUGAAGAAGGGGUGGUGGAUACUAAUUUUUGGGAAACAGCCCUUUCAAGGAUUCCAUAUUUUAAGGUAAUUUUGUUAACCUUAAUUUUCAUUCAGGCCUGUAAAUAUGUAUCAUCAGUUCUAAACCCAAACCAACAUGAUUCUUUAACCGAACUCAAUCAACAAGAAAAUAGAUACAGGAAUGAGGCCGAUGAUGAAAGUAAUAUCAGAGAUAAAGUAAAGGAAAAAGAAUCCAGUUCUAUAAAGGACAGAGAAGUUUAUGAGAAGUUUGUACAAUAUACAAAACUUGAAGAGGGAGAAGAGUUAUUUGACGAAGUUGUGAAGUUAACUGAUGAAAAUACAGAUUUGAAGGCCCCAAUGUAUUAUAACAGAGUUAAAAAGGGAUUUGAGUGGACGAAAUAUAAUUUGGCCCACUACGACCAAGAUAAUCCACCUCCGAAACAAAUCCAAGGGUAUAGGUUUAAUAUAUUCUUCCCUCAGCUCAAGGGCAAAGUUCCAAAAUGGAAGCUCCAAAAGGAUGAAAAUAGAACUGAAACAGUGCUUAUUAGAUUCAUCGGAGGUCACCCUUAUCGGGAUAUCGCAUUCAGAGUGGUUAAUAGGGAGUGGAACACUGACCCUCAAAGAGGCUUUAAAAAUUUCUUCGACAACGGAGUCCUUCACCUUUAUUUUGAUUUUAAAAAAAUCAAAUACAGAAGGUGA